AUGAGAGUCUUCUCCAAUAACGUCACCGUUACGGCUGCAUUCUUGCUCUCUAGAGUCCAAGCACAAUGUCCAGACUACUCUCAAUAUUCUCUCACACAACAUCCACCCCUUAGCAGUGGGAGAUAUGCAUUAUCAUGGAUGAGACCAGAACCAGCAUGUCGGACCUUCAACUCCUCAAUUGUAGAGAAAACCAUCAGCGAUAUGGAGUCGGUGAUUGCAGACCCUGAUCUCUACCGCAUAUUCCAGAACUCAUUUCCCAAUUCUCUCGAUACAGCUGUGAAAUGGAGAGGCUAUGCAGCAGAUAACGCGGAAGAAGAAUUGACGUUCUUGAUCACGGGAGAUAUCGAUGCGAUGUGGCUACGAGAUUCGGCAAACCAGAUGCAAAGUUACUUGCCAUUGUUAACGAAUGAUUCGUCUCACGAUUCCCUCGCAAGUCUCUAUCGAGGUGUCAUCAAUCUCCAAGCUCGAUAUAUCCUCGAAGCACCAUACUGCAAUUCCUUCCAAGCACCCGCCGAAAGUGGAAUUCCACCACAGCAAAAUCAAGUAAACCCAGAUACCUUUACUCCCGCUGAACCCACCAGCGUUGUUUUUGAGUGUAAAUACGAACUAGACUCUUUGGCUGCAUUUUUAGAGAUCUCCAGCGACUAUUACGAUGCUACGGGGGAUAUCAAGUUUUUCCAAAAAUUCAAUUGGGUCAAUGCUAUUGAGACCAUCAUUUCCACAACGGAGGGACUCUUGAUCGGAACUUAUGCUGCUAAUGGCAGUGUCAAUACAAGUCCAUACACAUGGCUACGAGAGACAACCAGUUCAACAGAGACACUGGGUAACACUGGAGCUGGAAAUCCCGUACAAGAAGGCACUGGACUGAUCCGAUCUGCAUUUAGACCCAGUGACGAUGCAACCAUCUACCAGCUCUUCAUCCCAGCAAACAUGAUGUUCUCCCGCUACCUCGAAUCAUGCAGUAAAAUCAUGGCCAAACUCUACGGCCAACAAGAUCUCUCAGACCACAUGCACACCUUCGCCAGUAGCAUCCGAGCCUCCAUCACCAAACACGGUAUUGUAAAUGAUCCCGUUUACGGAAAAGUAUACGCCUACGAAGUCGAUGGAUUCGGUUCUGCAAACCGUAUGGAUGACGCCAAUAUCCCCUCUCUCCUUGCAGCUCCUUUCCUAGGCUAUCUAAGCGUGAAUGAUACCAUCUAUCAAAACACCCGCAAGUUUAUCCUCUCGAAAGAUAAUCCCUAUUUCAUGCGCGGCCCCGUUAUUAACGCUGUCGGCGGUCCACACGUCGGUCCCGGCCGCGCCUGGCCCAUGGCCAGCAUAAUCCGCAUCCUGACCUCCUCCUCCCCAACCGAGAUCUACAGCACCCUCAAGGAAAUCGUCAGCAGCACCGACGGACUAGGUCUUAUUCAUGAAUCGAUCAAUUCGUUUGAUCAGCAUCAGUGGAGUCGCCAAUGGUUCAGUUGGGCGAAUGGCUUGUUUGGUCAGAUGAUUUUGGAUUUGAAUAGGAGGGGUGGAGAUGUGGGUGCGGUGUUGGGGAUGAGUUUUCAGUAG
Messenger RNA from Botrytis byssoidea, 1551 nucleotides. RefSeq lists its product as uncharacterized. Lineage: Eukaryota; Fungi; Ascomycota; Leotiomycetes; Helotiales; Sclerotiniaceae. The record is from RefSeq and is a predicted model, not a curated record. Bases 1 to 1551 code for a protein of 516 amino acids. Gene Ontology annotation, biological process: carbohydrate metabolic process. The transcript has 4 exons.